This is a messenger RNA of Manduca sexta (tobacco hornworm), 1367 nucleotides long. Its product is annotated as corticosteroid-binding globulin. The transcript is spliced from 10 exons. The record is from RefSeq and is a predicted model, not a curated record. The coding region runs from base 6 to 1268 and encodes 420 amino acids. NCBI's taxonomy places the organism in Eukaryota, Metazoa, Arthropoda, Insecta, Lepidoptera, Sphingidae.
UAUAAAUGCUCGGGCAUACCCAAAUGAAAUUAGAAGAAAGGGUAUUAACAACUAGCGACAUGAGAAAAAUCUUCUUAAUAUUGGCUUGUGCUGCCACAAUAAUCCAGUUGGCUUCAGCGUAUUCUAAAAAGGAUAAAGAUUGCAAAUGCCAUGAUUCAGAUACAGAAAUUGGACAACGUUCAAGAUAUGCCGAUAUCAUCCACGAAAUACAAUCCAGUUUAUUUAAUUACUUUUACAAGAAGUAUCCCAAUAAAUCUGUGUCUGUGACAGGAAGUUCUGUACUAAGCAUAUUAACUCAACUUGCAUUACAUAAACCACGUGGAGCAGAUUACGAGAAACUAUUGCAAAUUCUUCACGUAAAGAAUAUAGAAGAGGCGAAAGCAUUGGCACGUUUAAUAGUAAACAUAAUAAAUAAAGACAAAAAUCAAAGUCAAAAAUACGAAGUAUAUGCCGAUAGAACACAGCUAUAUACAAGAAUAUUUUUAAAUAAUUUUAAGGAGGUAUGCGAUGGGGAGGCCAGAUAUUUAAACUAUAAAAAUAAUGUUGAAGCAGAGAGUAAUAUCAAUGAUUGGUACUCGCCUCCAGAAAAUAAAGACCAUGGAAUAAGAAGCCGCUGUUACAGAAGGAAUGGUCUUAUUUUCAAAACCACUUUAAACAUGUCUAUUGAUUUCAGUCAUCCAAACAAUCCAUCAGGAAGAGCAUUAGUUGACUAUUAUGUAGACAGUAACACAGUAGUGAAAAUUCCUAGCCUUCAUGGUAAUGCACGUGUGUUAUAUUAUAAGGACACUGAACUUAAUAUAGAGUACGUGGGAAUAUAUUAUAACAACCAUGGUGCUGUCCUGCUCCUCGGUAUGCCCAAUGAUACUAAAGACUUGCCUCGAGUAGUUGAAAUAUUUACGAACAAGGAGAAGAAGGAUAAAAUUAUUCGUUCUUUGAAAUUGAUUUGCGUCGAACUCACCACGAUCUUGGGAGCCGUUCAUAUGAAAAACAACUUGGUGCCGUAUCUCCUCGGUCAGGGUUUCAAUCCUAAUGGAUAUUUUAACGUAUUCACACGAAGUACAGCCAAUGUCAAUGCUUAUGUACAACAUAUCAAUAUUGUGGUAUCUGAGAUCCAGCAGCGUGCUAGCAUCCACUCACCUAUGUGUCCAAUCGGCAAGUGCUUGCCUAAGGUGAGACUGAAUAAACCAAUGGCGUAUUGCGCGAUCCAAGAUGAAUUAUCCUUAGCGUUGGGAACAUUUGUGAUUGAAAGAAAAGGAGAGUACGUGUGAACACCUUCGUGCCUUCGUGCCUGUGUUUUUGUGUGUUUUUUCUUAAAAAUAUUUGUAAAUUUGUGUUCUUACAACUGACAAAUAAAUUUUGAUGAAUUG